AUGAAAUUUUUUGUCGCUACGAUUUUGUUGUUGCGGUUGUUGUUGUUGUGGAGGCCAUCUCGCUUGCAUUUUUGCAGUUGUUACUCUUAUGAGAGUUGGUUGUUUAACACUGGUGACGAUGCGGGCGAUGAAGAUGUAGAAGGAAAGAACGAAAACUACAUCAACAACAACAACAACAUCAACAUCAAAAACAACAACCGCAACAUCAACAACAACAUCAACAGUCAAAUCAUUAGUGAGUUUAACAACGUAAGCAACAUUUUCAACGAGAGCGCUAAUGAGAUCGAACAAAAUGACAACAACAACAACAACAACAGUGAAAUCACCGAUGACGUCAUCAACAACGUUAACAACAAAAGCAAAAAGAGGGUUAAAAGGAUAAUAGCAAGAACGGAAAGAACAACGAAAAAAAACUUUCAAAGAAAUUUUAAUGAGGCUGGAUUCAUCGAGGAGAAGUUGCACGAAAUAAAAGUGACCGCUGUCCAGUCUCGCCUAUUGAACAACUCAGAACAAGGAUUUUACAGUGAGGAAUUUUAA
Messenger RNA from Helobdella robusta, 537 nucleotides. RefSeq lists its product as hypothetical. The transcript is spliced from 3 exons. NCBI's taxonomy places the organism in Eukaryota, Metazoa, Annelida, Clitellata, Rhynchobdellida, Glossiphoniidae. The coding region runs from base 1 to 537 and encodes 178 amino acids. The record is from RefSeq and is a predicted model, not a curated record.